Lodderomyces oxycetoniae is the source of this 351-nucleotide messenger RNA. RefSeq lists its product as uncharacterized. Lineage: Eukaryota; Fungi; Ascomycota; Pichiomycetes; Serinales; Debaryomycetaceae. The transcript has a single exon. The record is from RefSeq and is a predicted model, not a curated record. Bases 1 to 351 code for a protein of 116 amino acids.
AUGUCGGAGUCAGAGUCGGAACAAUUGUUUCAAGAGACAAAAGAGCAAAGAUAUGACAGGUAUAAAAAUCAAUUAUGGCAAGCAGCUGCCAAGGGGAUGUUUCGGGGCACUUUGAUUGCUUUGGUUAGUGGAUAUGCCUUGUCAUAUAAGUAUAAUUAUGGUCAGAAUACAGCCUAUUUUAGGAAUACCUAUAAGGUGUGGUGGUUUGUUUGUUGGAAUAUUGUUGGUGUUACAUUUGCUACUGAUACUGCUAAGAUGAGUAUUAGUCGGCAAGCAGCAAUCGAGGAUGAGAUUAAGAGAAAUAAGUAUUAUGAAAAUGAAAUGGAUUUGAUGAAGAAGAAAGGACACUAA